Messenger RNA from Panthera uncia (snow leopard), 1403 nucleotides. RefSeq lists its product as uncharacterized. NCBI's taxonomy places the organism in Eukaryota, Metazoa, Chordata, Mammalia, Carnivora, Felidae. The transcript is spliced from 5 exons. Bases 1 to 1068 code for a protein of 355 amino acids. The record is from RefSeq and is a predicted model, not a curated record.
AUGCCUUCACCUAUGCUAGGCGCUUUUUCUUCCACCACCUUCACGCAAGUUCUCCUUUCUCCCCGGGGAGAGGGCGUGCCCAGCACCACGACCCGCCUUAUCUGUGCAUUCGUUGGUGGAUCCCGAGGCCUGUUACUGCCGAGUCCCGCCCAAACCACGCCCCCACGCAUUCCGCAGGACAAGGAGAAGGCGUGGUCAUUGUGGCGCUGGACCUUCCAGACCGUCUCCUCUCCUAAGAAUCGGGACGCGCUCGAAGUCCGGCGCUCUGAGGGCCCGCGACCGCCGCUGGCGCACACCGCGCCCAGCUGCCCCGGCACGCGGCCUCCGCGCGAGUUCGCGCACGCACGCGCGCGCGCACCUGCCCAAGCCUCGGCCUGGGCAGCGGGGACCCGCCUGGCGGAGGCUGGGCCGCUGAGGUACGAGGGGAGGAGCCCGAGCUGUGGCGCUGUUGUCGCUCCCGUCGCGGUCGCCGCCACUGCCGCCGCCCCCGAGAGGAGCAUGUCUGCAACUCGAGCCAAGAAAGUGAAGAUGGCCACCAAAUCGUGCCCCGAGUGCGACCAACAGGUUCCUGUUGCAUGUAAAUCUUGUCCCUGUGGUUAUAUAUUUAUUAAUAGGAAACUUCUAAAAGUAAAACACUCAGAGAAAUCAUCACCUUUUACAGAAGUGGACUGUACCAUAUCUUUGAAAGAUUUGCGAAUACUGUUUUUGUAUGAAUUUAAACUAGGACAUAGUGCAGCCACAGCAAGUAGAAACAUCAAUUCUGUCUUUGGAGAAGGCUCUGUUAGUGAAAGGACUAUCCGGUGGUGGUUUGAAAAAUUUCGUUCUGGGGAUCUGAGUCUGAAAAAUGAGCCUCGAGGGAGACCCAAAUCUGUUUUAAAUGAAGAUCAAUUGAGAGCCAUGGUGGAAGCUAACCCCAAAAUGGCAAUUCGAGGCCUUGCAGCAGACUUAGGAGUUUCUGCUACAACAAUUUCUCGACAUCUGGCUGCAAUAGGAAAGGUUAAAAAGUUGGACAAAUGGGGAAAGCCAAAUUGCUAUAUUGUGAGGCAGCUCACAAUUGCCAUGUUGUGAAGAGAUGAUGUGAUAAGGGACAGUCUGCCAACAAUCAAAAGAGUGAGCGUAGAAAUAGAUCUCCUUUUGGUUGAGCAUUCAGAUGGGAUUGCAGAACCACACCUGGAUUCCUAACCCAGAGAAACCGAGGUAAUGUUUGUUGUUCUGAGCCACCAAGUUUUGGGGUACUUUGUUAUGUAACAAUAGGUAACUAAUAUGACACCUCAUUGUCUCAUCCUAAGAUGGCUUUUUGUACCUUCAGGGUCUCUUGUUCAUGCCCCAGACAGUAAGAAAAAGUAUGAAGGGCAAAGGACAAAGAGUUUUUUUUAAUAUGAAUCUGUUCAUUUAAAAAAAAA